Molecule: messenger RNA, 924 nt
Organism: Coccomyxa subellipsoidea C-169
Lineage: Eukaryota; Viridiplantae; Chlorophyta; Trebouxiophyceae; Coccomyxaceae
Product: mitochondrial carrier
Exons: 8
Coding region: 1-924 (307 amino acids)
Biological process (GO): folate import into mitochondrion; nucleotide transport
Molecular function (GO): FAD transmembrane transporter activity; folic acid transmembrane transporter activity
Source: RefSeq, a predicted model, not a curated record
AUGUCUAACAGUGAGCACAGCUGGAAGCAUGCCGUUGCUGGGUGCACCGCUGGCUUGGUUUCAGUCCUAGCCCUGCAUCCGUUGGACGUCGUCAAGACUCGUCUCCAAGUCCAAGACGGUGUGGCCGGAGUCCUUCCAGUGUACUAUGGGACUCGAGAUGCACUUUUCAGGAUUGUUCAGGACGAGGGUUGGCGAGCGCUUUAUGCUGGCAUAUCGCCAGCCCUUCUGGGCGCAGGGCUGUCAUGGGGCAUUUACUUCACAGCAUAUAACAAUGCAAAGAUGAGGUGGCAGGGUUUGAGGAAUGAAGCCUCCUUGUCAGCGCCACUGCACCUCCUGUCUGCUGCUGAGGCCGGUUGCAUUGUCUGCCUGCUGACGAAUCCAAUCUGGGUCAUCAAAACGCGCCUCCAGCUGCAAAGGCGAGCAGCCAGGCUCUCGAAUCCAUACAGAGGCUUUGGGCAUGCAGUCAGACAAAUAGCCAAAGAGGAGGGGUUCGCAGGGUUCUACAGGGGUCUCCUCCCAUCCCUGCUGUUGGUGUCGCAUGGCGCAAUACAGUUUAUGGUGUAUGAGGAGCUCAAGAAGGCGGCAUCAGGGCCGCUCAUGCGAGACAAUGACAGCAAACAGCCCCUCAAUUCCCUCGAAAUCUCUGUCAUCGGAGCAGUGUCCAAGCUUGCAGCUUCCAUCGUGACCUACCCAUCACAGGUUGUGCGUGCUCGGAUUCAGCAGCGUCAGGACCAGUUCAGGGGCGUGCGCUAUGACAGUGGCUUGCGCACUUUACAGGUGACUAUGCGCAGAGAAGGCGUCAGGGGCCUCUACAAGGGCCUGCUGCCCAAUGUGCUGCGAGUCAUGCCGCAGUCAGCCAUCACUUUCCUCAUCUAUGAGAAGGUCAUGCAGCUGCUUGAUAACCAAAUCCAGUGGCCUGCCUAG